Messenger RNA from Choloepus didactylus (southern two-toed sloth), 1316 nucleotides. RefSeq names its product adrenodoxin, mitochondrial-like. NCBI's taxonomy places the organism in Eukaryota, Metazoa, Chordata, Mammalia, Pilosa, Megalonychidae. The record is from RefSeq and is a predicted model, not a curated record. The transcript has a single exon. The coding region runs from base 115 to 558 and encodes 147 amino acids. Gene Ontology annotation, molecular function: 2 iron, 2 sulfur cluster binding. Gene Ontology annotation, cellular component: mitochondrion. Gene Ontology annotation, biological process: positive regulation of oxidoreductase activity; P450-containing electron transport chain.
AAAAAAAAGAGAGAAGUUACAAAUAAUGAAAAUCAGAAAUGAAAGGGGGGACAUUACUACUGACCCCAAUGAAAUAAAAAGGACUAUAAGAGGAUAUUAUGGACUUACCUGGCCAUGGACACCACUGGUGGUGCCUGCCUCCCGCAUGUCACCACCGCUGUUCUUGGCAGUGCCUCCCAUUGGUGGUGGCUCCUCGCCCGACCUCACAUGGGAGCCUGUGGGCUCCUGGGGACCCAGAGGUCUGGUGGGAGUGCAGGGGCAAGCUGGGUGCUGAGCAUGUCAGUGCUGGCAUGGAGCAGCUCAGAAGAUAAAAUAACAAUACACUUUAUAAACCAUGAUGGUGAAACAGUAAUAACCAAAGGAAAAAUUGGUGACUCUUUGCUAGAUGCUGUGGUUGAAAAUAAUUCAGAUAUUGAUGGUUUUGGUGCAUGUGAGGGAACCUUAGCCUGGUCUACCUGCCACCUCAUCUUUGAAGAACACAUAUUUGAGAAGUUAAAAGCAAUCACUGAUGAGGAGAAUUACAUGCUUGAUCUGGCCUAUGGAAUAACAGACACAUGAAAAUUGGGCUGCCGAAUACGUUUGACAAAGUCUAUGGACAAUACAACUGUUUGAGUACCUUAUGCAGUGGCUGAUGCCACACAAUCCAUUGAUUUGGGCAAGAACUCCUAAGCUAGAGUAAACAGGAAUAUUUUCAUGAAAUGUUACUUAUUUUGAUAAUUAUUAUUUCUUAAUGUAAUUAAAUGAGACAUGGAUUUGUUGUUAUAACUGGCUUUACUAUUUUAAUUCACCUUGUAUAAUGACUGAAUUUUGUAGUUCUGGAAGUGUACAAUCUUUAUUUUGGUUAAAUUAUAAAAAUGUCAAGCAAAUAUUAUAAAAGUUAAUAUGAUAAAACCCAACAUAUUUUACCUUAUUUUUGUUUAGUUAAUCUUAUGUCUGCUUACCUAUAAGGUAGGUUAAAAAGCUGUUAUUAGACCUGUUUGAUCUGGAUGAAGGUGGGGAUCUAAAAUGGCUUGUCUAGGGCCAUAAAACUAAUUAAAAGAUCUGGUACUAGAAACCACAUGUUGUCACUACAAGUUAAAUGUGCACACUGAAACUGGAAAAAUUAUGUAUAUCUUAGAGCAGUGAUUAAAUAUGAAUGCACAUGGACAAAAAUAUUUAGUUGAUCAGUGAACAAUUUCAAAGACAGUUAUUAACCUAUUUUCAAAGACAAUUAUUAAUAUUACAAAGAAAUAUUCCAAAAUGAUUCAUUGGGAAGUAAAGUCUGAACAUAUGCAUUAUAACACUAUGAAAGAAGUUUGACCUCUGUUCUGACAGUA